Mya arenaria is the source of this 1089-nucleotide messenger RNA. RefSeq lists its product as uncharacterized. Bases 1 to 1089 code for a protein of 362 amino acids. Lineage: Eukaryota; Metazoa; Mollusca; Bivalvia; Myida; Myidae. The transcript has a single exon. The record is from RefSeq and is a predicted model, not a curated record.
AUGUCUCAACAUUACAGACUGUCAGAAUGCCUCAAUAUUACAGACCAUCAGAAUGCCUCAACAUUACAGGCUGUCAGAAUGCCUCAAUAUUACAGACCGUCAGAAUGCCUCAACAUGUCAGACCAUCAAAAUGCCUCAACAUUACAGACCAUCAGAAUGUCUCAACAUUACAGACCAUCAGAAUGCCUCAACAUUACAGACCAUCAGAAUGUCUUAAUAUUACAGACCAUCAGAAUGCCUCAACAUUACAGGCCAUCAGAAUGCCUCAACAUUACAGCCCAUCAGAAUGCCUCAACAUUACAGACCAUCAGAAUGUCUCAACAUUACAGACCAUCAGAAUGCCUCAACAUUACAGACCAUCAGAAUGUCUCAACAUUACAGACCAUCAGAAUGCCUCAACAUUACAGACCAUCAGAAUGUCUCAACAUUACAGACCAUCAGAAUGCCUCAACAUUACAGACCAUCAGAAUGCCUCAACAUUACAGACCAUCAGAAUGCCUCAACAUUACAGACCAUCAGAAUGUCUCAACAUUACAGACCAUCAGAAUGCCUCAACAUUACAGACCAUCAGAAUGCCUUAAAAUGUCAGACCAUCAGAAUGUCUCAACAUUACAGACCAUCAGAAUGUCUCAACAUUACAGACCAUCAGAAUGCCUCAACAUUACAGACCAUCAGAAUGCCUCAACAUUACAGACCAUCAGAAUGUCUCAACAUUACAGACCAUCAGAAUGUCUCAACAUUACAGACCAUCAGAAUGUCUCAACAUUACAGACCAUCAGAAUGUCUCAACAUUACAGACCAUCAGAAUGUCUCAACAUUACAGGCCAUCAAAAUGCCUUAACAUGUCAGGCCAUCAGAAUGUCUCAACAUUACAGACCAUCAGAAUGUCUCAACAUUACAGACCAUCAGAAUGUCUCAACAUUACAGACCAUCAGAAUGUCUCAACAUUACAGGCCAUCAGAAUGCCUCAACAUUACAGGCCAUCAGAAUGUCUCAACAUUACAGACCAUCAGAAUGCCUCAACAUUACAGGCCAUCAGAAUGCAGACAGAACACCAAUAUUUCAGUGCCAUUUCGGAGACACAAGUGA